AUGGUAUUGGAUAUAAACUACUUUCGAGAUGAGAAUCUCUUGAAACAACUGAAGGAAUCUGAGGAAAGGAGAUGCGAAUCUAAUAGCGUAGUAGAUAAAGUAAUUGAAGCAGAUAAAGAUUGGAAAAAGGCAAUGUUUGCAUAUGAUCAGCUGAAAAAAAGUGUAAAUGAAGUGUCCAAAAAGAUAUCCGAAUAUACAAAGUUGAACCGUCACAAAGGAGAUUUGUCGAAUGAUUCCGAGUUUCUAGGCCUGAAAAAUCUAGCGGAAUCUAAAAAACAAGGAAUUGCAGAAUGCCUAAAAAAUAUAGAAGAAUGCAAUGAUAAGAGAAACUCGCUCUUAAAAAUGGUUGGAAAUGUAGUUUCUCCCGACGUAAUAGCCUCAAAAGAUGAAGCUCUGAAUGAAGUCAUUAGGUCGUGGGUUCCAAACCUAUUCCCAUGGGAAUCAAAACCAGACAGAAACACAACUGAUACGAAUUUCACAAAUAACCAAAAUUCACUACAGUUCAACGGUAAAAACUCCCUGAAAACCCAAAAUUCAGGUUUUAACACCGAAGAUUCAGGAACUGCUACUGAAAAUUCGGGUGUUAGUUAUGUUGGUAAGUUGCCGGAGAUAAAAAGACCGCCAUGGAAGAUACUACAGCAUCAUGAAAUAUUAGCGAAACUAAACAGUCUUGAAAUUAACAAAGCUGUGGAAAUUGCAGGUCACAGGGCGUUUUUUCUUAAAGGUAAGGGUUGUCUUCUCAACAUGGCCUUAAUUCAAUACGGUCUCCAGUUCCUUGUUAGAAAAGGUUAUUUACCAGUCCACACACCCUAUUUCAUGAGGAAGGAAGUUAUGUCUGAGUGUGCUGAACUCGACGAUUUCGAAACCACUCUCUACUGCAUUCCUCUAACCGAUUCCACGGCCCCCAAUGCUACAGCAGACGCCACAAAAACUACAAGUACUAACGGUACGAGGGAUAUGGAAUUGAAAGAGAAAGAUGUGGAUAAGAAUAAGUUAUUUUUAAUAGCGACAUCAGAACAACCAAUAGCGGCAUUACAUAGAAAUGAAGUGUAUCAGAAGAAACAGCUGCCAAUAAGAUAUGCAGGAAUAUCGACCUGUUUUAGAAGAGAAGCUGGAGCACAUGGUAAGGAUUUGAGGGGUAUUUUUAGAGUACACCAAUUCCAAAAAGUGGAGCAGUUUGUAGUUUGUACUCCAGAAAAUAGUAUCCAGGAGCACGAACAGAUGGUUAAGUUCUCAGAAGAGUUUUAUAGGAGCCUGAAACUUCCCUAUAGAAUAGUCUCGAUUGUGGCUGGAGCAUUGAAUAAAGCGGCGUCUAAGAAGUAUGAUCUUGAGGCUUGGUUCCCAGGCUAUGAAGACUACAGGGAGCUUGUCAGCUGUUCUAACUGCACUGAUUACCAAGCUCAGAACCUUAAUUCCAAAUUCUACGACAAGAAUAAUCAGGACAGGAAACAUGUACAUAUGCUCAACGGUACACUAGUAGCUUCUCAAAGAUGUCUAUGCUGCAUUCUUGAAAAUUACCAAACUCCAGAUGGUAUCAUUGUACCUGAACCCCUGGUUCCAUAUAUGGAUGGUCUUGAAUUCAUACCAUUUGAAAAUUAA
Theileria annulata is the source of this 1599-nucleotide messenger RNA. Its product is annotated as seryl-tRNA synthetase, putative. Gene Ontology annotation, cellular component: cytosol. The transcript has a single exon. Gene Ontology annotation, biological process: seryl-tRNA aminoacylation. Gene Ontology annotation, molecular function: ATP binding; serine-tRNA ligase activity; tRNA binding. Bases 1 to 1599 code for a protein of 532 amino acids. NCBI's taxonomy places the organism in Eukaryota, Apicomplexa, Aconoidasida, Piroplasmida, Theileriidae. The record is from RefSeq and is a predicted model, not a curated record.